This is a messenger RNA of Elaeis guineensis (African oil palm), 6034 nucleotides long. Lineage: Eukaryota; Viridiplantae; Streptophyta; Magnoliopsida; Arecales; Arecaceae. The record is from RefSeq and is a predicted model, not a curated record.
AUUCUAUUUCUAUAUUUGAUUUAUAUAAAUCUGUAUUUAUAAAUUAUAUUCUAGGUUGAAUUGAUAAUUUUAUUUUGAUUGAUAAUAUGUAUAAAAUUAUUUUGAUUGUUUAUUUUUUGGGUAUAGGAUAGGUAUGGGACAGAUAUGGGUUAGAUAUAGAGAAAUGGAUUAUCCAUGGAUAUCUCUCUGAAUUCAUCGAGUAUGGAGAUAGAUAUUUUUUUUCUUAUUCGAUCGGAUAUCGAGUAGGAUUUAAAUAUAGAAUAUUAAAUUUAAAUUUAAAAAUAAAUGACAUAAUAUUCGAUUCAAAUUUUAUAUAUUUUUUAUCUGUAUUUAUGGGGUACAAAUAGAUAUGGUCAGACGUACAGACUCACCGGCAACAUAUAGCCUCGCAUUCAUGAUAAUAUUUUAUUUAAUUUCUUACUCCACCUGAAUAAUGGCCACUUAGAUUGACUUUUUUUUUUUUUGUCUGUUCACACUUCCUGCUUUCCUUGCCACUACCUUCAAUAUUUCCCUCUUCUGCUCUCUUGGAUCAGCUAUUCUUUGCAAGAAACACCGUUCUUAAUUUUCCCCGGCAUGGCGGAGCUUACCAUAGCAGGAUGGUUGGUGUCUCCUAUCAUCGAAGAGAUGAUGCACAUGGCCCGCUCCUACCUAGCGAACCGGUACAACUGGCAGAUGGACAUGGAGGAGGAACUCCACAGCCUUGACACCUCCCUGACCCAGAUCCUCGCCGUGGUGGGUGCCGCCGAGAGGCGGCAGCAUGUCAAGGAUGUGACCCACCAAACACUGCUGCGCCAAAUGAAGGAUGCCAUAUACGAGGCCGAGGACGUGCUGGAUGAGUUCGACUACCUGCUCCUCAAGACCAAAGUGGAGGGCCGAUGCAAGGUGAGCCAUCGGCUAUCCUUUUCUUCUCUUACUUCUGGCAAAUUUAAAACCAAGUUAAGGAAUAUCCUGAAGAAGUUAGAUAGGGUCAACGCCUGCGCUGAGAGGUUCCUCCAAGUGACCAGGUUGGAGACUAGUGGUGCAAUUCAGCAACCUGAGGUCAUGCUAUCGCGUGCCACCACCUCCUUUUUGCUUGACAACGAAGUGUUCGGGCGAGACAAGGAACGGGAUGAAAUAAUCGAGCUUCUACUUGAGUCCGGUGACGAGAACAGCUUUGUUCUUCCGAUAGUUGGUGAAGGAGGUGUCGGGAAGACUACACUUGCUCAGCUUGUCUAUAAUGAUAUACGAAUGGUGGAACAUUUUGAAUUGAGGAUGUGGGUCUGUGUUUCUGAUAGUUUCAAUGAGAUCAGGGUUACCAGGGAAAUUUUGGCAUCAGUUUCUAAUGAUGCAAUUGGUGAUGCAACAAAUCUCAAUAAGCUCCAAGAGGAGCUUCAAAAGAAGUUGAUGUCAAAGAAAUAUUUGUUGGUCUUAGAUGAUGUGUGGAAUGCUGAGAACGUGGAGGACUGGGAGAACAGGGAUAGAUGGAGGAAGCUCCUCGCCCCUUUGAGAUCUGGGGCAAGGGGAAGCAAGAUCUUGGCUACAACUAGAAGGGAAAUGGUGGUGACGAUGUUGGGUGCUGUGAAUUCGAUCUAUUUGAAGGGGUUGCGAGGUGAUGAUUAUUGGCUGCUUUUCCAAAAGCAUGCCUUUGGUUGUGAGAACCCUGAUAAUCAUCUAGAGUUAUUACGAAUUGGUACGCAAAUAGCAGAGAGGCUAAAUGGCUCACCUUUGGCUGCAAAGGUGGUGGGAGGAAUGCUGAAUGCUGAAUUGGAUGUUGGAAAAUGGAAGAAUGUUUUGAAAAGUGACAUAUGGGAUGGCAUUAUGCCUGUUUUGAGAUUGAGUUAUCAAAACCUUCCGGCACAUUUGCAGCGCUGCUUUGCAUAUUGCAGUAUAUUUCCCAAGGACUGGAAAUUUGAACCAGAUAGGUUGGUCUACAUGUGGAUGGCACAGGGUUUCAUUCAGGCCCAAAGCUGGAACAGUGUGAGGAUAGAGGAUAUAGGAAGAGUCUACUUCAAUGACUUAUUGUCAAGGUCUUUCUUUCAAACACUCGAGCAAGAUGGUCAUACAUAUUACAUGAUGCACGAUCUGAUGAGUGACUUGGCACAAACUGUUUCCAAGGAUGAAUGUUUUCGAAUUGAAGGUGAUAUGAUAACGAAAAUCCCAUCCACCAUUUGUCAUUUGUCAAUUAACACUGAAAAUCUGCCUCAACUCACAAAUAUAUGUCCGCUGAAUAAGUUGCGUACCUUAGUUUUCUUCUGUAAUGAUCACACCAUUCACCGUAAUUUGCUCAAAGAGUUGAAAAGCAUCCGUGUGUUGGAUUUAACUGGUUGUGACAUGGAAGAACUGCCAGAAGCUAUUGAUCAUUUAAUUCAUCUGCGUUACCUGGCUCUUUGUGAUACUCUCGGAACAUUGCCUGCUUCAGUGUGCAGGCUUUACCAUCUGCAGGUGUUAAGCACAUCUAGAUGGUGCUGGUUUGGUCAAUUUCCAGAAAGUAUGAACAAGCUGAUCAACUUACGGCAUCUUAAUGUUCAUAGUGAAUAUGUGACUCCGAUUUCUGGAAUUGGAAAACUAACGUGUCUUCAGGAAUUAGCUGAAUUCCGUGUCAGACAAACAAAGGGAUACAAAAUUGGAGAGUUGAAGGAUAUGAAUGAACUUCGAGGAUCACUCGAGGUACGAAGUCUUCAGAAUGUUAAAAGUAAAGCAGAGGCUGUUGAGGCCAAGUUGAACCGAAAAAUGUAUAUUAAGGCAUUGCGGUUGGAGUGGGGUCCCUCUGGAAAUACUAGAAGGCAUGAUGUAGAAGUACUUGAAGGCCUCCAACCAAAUGCCAAUCUUGAGGAACUGGAUAUCGUAAGCUACAAGGGCAUCAGUUCUCCAUGUUGGCUGGAGACAGAUUGGCUCUGCAACCUGAAAUAUCUCUCCCUAAUCAACUGUGAGGGGUUGAAAACCCUCCCUCCUCUUGGGCAGCUUCCCUGUCUCAAACUUCUGAAAAUUAGUGGAAUGCAUGCAGUAAAACAAGUUGGUUACGAAUUCUAUGGUCAUGGCACUGUAAGAGGAUUCCCAUCAUUGGAGCGAAUACAGUUUGUGGACAUGUCAGAGUGGGUAGAGUGGUCCGAAAUAGAGGACUCCCAAAUGUUUCCUUGUCUUCGUGAACUCAAGAUUAAGAAUUGCCGAAAGCUGAUGAGAUUACCCACCUUCCCUCCUAUCCUAAUGAAUAUGUCUAUAAAAGAUGUGGGACCAAUUGUUAAUUUAGAUUUCUGCCCAUUGUCAUCACCAGUGCAAACCCUUCUAAGCCUGACCGUAUGUAGCUCCACCCUGCGACUUGAUGACCACCUCCACCGCCACCACUUCAGGGAUGUGGAGGUGUUGAACUUGGACAUGUGCUUUCAAGGGACUCUGUCUGCCACAGAGUUUCGAGAAUUCACCUCUAUCCGAAGACUGAGAGUAUCUUACUGUCCCAAUUUACUUGUAUCCAGAAUAACAGAGAAGGAGAGUUGCUGUAGCAUCUUGCCCUCAUCACUUGCUUAUCUUGAUAUCCUUCAUUGUCGAAUCACUGAUGAGUCACUGUCAAAAUUGCUACAGAACCUCACCUCUCUUUCCACUUUGGAGAUUAGAGGUUGUCCCGGCAUAACUUCCCUUCCUUCCAGUCAUGUAUUCUGCCUCCUGAAUGCACUCCAACAGUUGCAUAUUGCAGACUGCAAAGAAUUGAUCUCCCUGGCUGGGUUGCAUGAUGUUUCCUCACUCAAAACCUUGAGAAUAGUUGGUUGUCCCAAGCUUUUGUCAUCUAUGAUGCAAGGGGUGGAGGACAAUUGCAGUAGCAUUCUACCAUCAUCGCUCGUACGUCUUGCAAUCAAGUCAUGUGGCCUUUUUGAUGUGUCAUUGUCAAACUGCCUACAGAACCUGACCUCUCUUGCCUCCUUGAAGAUUGAAGGCUGUCUCCAAAUAACAUCCCUUCCCUCGGCAUGGGUACUGUGCCAACUGACUGCACUCCAACAGGUGAGCAUUCGAGAGUGUCCAAUGCUGACAUCACUGGCAGGGUUGCGUGAGCUUUCUUCCCUUGGAACACUGAGAAUAUUUCACUGUCCUACUCUUCUGGAGUCCAUGACUCCAGGGGAAGGAGAUAGCUGUGGCAUCCUGCCCUCGUCGCUUGAAUACCUGGAGAUCAACUCAUGUGGUAUCAUUGAUGAGUCCCUGUCCAGAUGUCUGCAGAACCUCAUCUCCCUCUCUGCGUUGAACAUAGAAGGCUGUCAUGGCAUUACAUCCCUUCCCCCAGCAAAUGUGUUGCACCACUUGACCUCACUACAAAAAUUGCAUGUUGAGGACUGUAAAGAGUUAUCAUCAGCAGCAGGGUUAUCAGCCCUUGUCUCCCUCAGAGACUUGGACAUUGAAUGCUGCCCCAAACUCGAUUCAAUGGCCCUACUGGAUCAUGUGAAAAACCUUUCCUCCCUCAAGGAAUUGAAUGUAAUGGGUGGAUCAGAAGUUCAGUUGCUGCCUGACAACGGCCUGCCUAGUUCACUUGAAUAUUUCAGUUUGUUGGGAUGUCAUCCAGCAUUGAAGGAACAGCUACGUAAAAAGAAAGGCCCUGAGUGGGAUAAGAUUGCUCACAUCUCUCAAAUCUUUUACUGAUUCAUCUGAACAAUGGAUCAUUCUGCAAGAGAUGAUGGUGCCAUCCUCCAAUCUUAACCACCGAUACAAUUGUUGCUUAGAGGUGUGACCACUGUUCCUAUCAUAAUCAUCCUCUCCCCACCUCAUUUUUCCCUUUUUAUUUAGAGAAAGAAUAGCACCCUCUUGCCCACCUCUGGUAUAGCCUAGAUAUCAGUUGUCUUUAGAAAAUCUCAUGGUUGUUUAACUCUCCUUGAGGACUGAAAUUAGCAUAGCAAGAGUGCUACAAGUUAUGUUGGACAUCUAUAGCAUAUAUUUGCAAACCUUAAGUUCCCAUUUUUGAUCGAAUGUAUUUUCUUGCACCACAACCUUAACUUCUUUCAGCUGAUAGAAGUCUUUCUUUUUCACCCAUUGUUUCUGCCUUAUUUGCCGCAUAAUGUGAAACAGCUUUUGAGGGCAUUUCUUGAGGUAUACUUCUGCAACAAGGCUACAGCAUGGUAUAACUACUUUUUGACAUUCCCCAGUAUAAAAUAAUGAGAUUCAAAUUUUGAUGACAAAACCAAGUACAUGGACAUCUCUAAUCGUAUCAUAUGUUUAUUAUUCUCUCAGUUGUGCUGUUUCCUUAAUUUUCAAUGUUAUGAAAUGCACAUUGAGCUGGUUAUCAUACCUAAGAAUAUUUUUUUAGUGUCAGUCUCUUAAAUUGUUUUGGUUAGCAUCAUGCUUUUUAAACUUCACUGGUAUUCAAAUUUUGAAGACACAACCAGCGACAUGGACAUCUCUAAUCAUAUCACAUGUUUUUUUUUUCUCUCAAUUGUACUGUUUCCUUGAUUUUCAAUGUUAUGAAAGCACAAAUCUGAUGCCCAUCGAGCUGUUUAUCAUACCUAAGAAUAAUUUUUGGUGUUGGUCUCUUGAUUUUUUGUUAGCAUCAUGCUUUUUUAAUUGGUGACAGCUUAGUUUGUGGCUUCUGUUAAGUUGCAAAAAUUCAACUCAGCAUGCAAUUGUUCAGCUAGUGACCCACUCAAUGGUCGAGUUUCAUCAUCUCUGUGACUGCUUUGAAACAGUUGGCCAUCUCUGUCCUGCGUACCCUGUAACAUAGUGAAGUUUCUAAGCUAGUGGCAGUUGCUGAUAGAUAUCCUUCCCUUGUAUUUGGAAAAAUGGUGUGUGGUUUAUCUUGUAACCUCUUAAAGCUACUGAAGCUGUUGUUCUCUUCGAAUAUUAGGUGUAAGCAUGAGGAUGACUCUGACAAUGCAGAGCAGUGGGAAAUUAGCUGUGAUUGGGGAUCAAAUGCAUAUCAAGAUCAAGACAUUUUGCUAGAUGGUUAUCAAAUAUGUAAUGAAUUUGACGAACGGACUGAGCUUUUGUAGAGUACGUGUCCGAGAAAAGUUGAAUAGAACUUCAUCCAACUAUUUUCAAAUGUACACCAAAUAACCAUCAAAUACUCUGUGCUGGAGUUUGCAAA